GGGCUCCGCGCGGCGCGCACCCGAGGGGGGGGUCGGGCGGGGAAGUGGCGCCGGCCCGGACCCCCCGCGGGAGCCGGCGGCAGACGUGAGGGCGAGGCGGCGGCCGCGGCCCCAGAGCUGCAGCGUCGGGGCAGUGCCUUUUAGCCUUUCCAAGAUUUUCACCCUGAUUUGUGUGUCAGACUGGAGAAGGAAUUUUAGUUGAAGUUUCACCAAUUGAAAAAUUGGAGAUUUCCAGGCUACUGAAAAGAAGGUGCUUUCAGAGAUGGAGAUGUGAAUAAAAUUCAUGUGCCAGGGUUCAUAAAACAUCUUCUAAGAGUAUUGCCAGGAUACUGGAUUGCGUUUACUCAUCAUGUUUCCUUAGGCUCUUCUUGACUGGGAUAGUGUCUCAGAUUUGCGUUGUUUUGAUGACCUUGUCAAAUUUGAGGAAAACUUAUCAGAAAAUGACUGCAGUAUUGGAAGAUCACUACUAUUGGAAGGCUGGUUAGCGUUCAUUUCCUCAGAGAAACUUGACCACCAUUUGUUCUGGCAUGGCGCAGAGCGGUCCACAGCUUGAUAUUCAGGUUCUCCAUGACCUCCGACAACGUUUCCCUGAGAUUCCAGAGGGUGUGGUGUCUCAGUGCAUGUUACAGAAUAACAACAAUCUUGAAGCCUGUUGCCGAGCCCUUUCCCAGGAAAGCAGUAAAUAUUUAUAUAUGGAAUACCAUAGUCCGGAUGACAACAGGAUGAAUAGAAAUCGCCUUUUGCAUAUUAACCUGGGUAUCCAUUCCCCUGGGAGCUACCAUCCAGGAGAUGGAGCACAGCUUAAUGGUGGCCGAACACUGGUACAUAGCUCAAGUGAUGGACAUAUUGAUCCACAGCAUGCAGCAGGUAAACAGCUGAUAUGUUUAGUUCAGGAACCACAUUCAGCACCAGCUGUGGUGGCUGCUACUCCCAAUUACAAUCCAUUUUUUAUGAAUGAACAGAACAGAAGUGCAGCUACUCCUCCUUCACAGCCACCUCAACAGCCAUCUUCCAUGCAAACAGGAAUGAAUCCAUCUGCUAUGCAAGGGCCUUCACCGCCGCCGCCUCCUUCAUACAUGCACAUACCUCGGUAUAGUACAAAUCCAAUUACUGUUACAGUAUCCCAAAACCUCCCUUCUGGACACACUGUACCAAGAGCUUUACAAAUUCUUCCACAAAUUCCAAGCAAUCUCUAUGGGUCUCCUGGUUCUAUUUAUAUUAGACAGACAUCUCAGAGCUCAUCAGGAAGACAAACGCCUCAAAGUAUGCCAUGGCAGUCCUCACCACAGGGCCCAGUGCCUCAUUAUAACCAACGUCCUUUACCUGUUUAUUCACAUCAACCGAACUAUCAGCCUUCUCAGUAUUCUCCCAAACAGCAACAGAUCCCUCAACCCACCUACCAUUCACCACCUCCUUCUCAGUGUCCUUCGCCCUUCAGCUCUCCACAACAUCAGGUGCAACCUUCCCCAUUGGGCCACCCAACUUCCCACAUCUUUAUGCCACCAAGUCCUUCAACUACCCCACCCCACCUAUAUCAACAAGGACCUCCUAGCUAUCAGAAACAGGGAAGUCAUUCAGUAGCCUAUCUUCCAUAUGCAACCCCUGGCUUAUCCAAAGGAUCCAUGAAGAAGAUAGAAAUUACAGUUGAGCCCUCUCAAAGACCUGGGACAGCAAUUAAUAGGAGUCCUUCACCUAUCAGUAAUCAGCCGUCUCCUCGGAAUCAACACUCAAUGUACACAGCUACCACACCACCUUCAAGUUCUCCUUCACGAGGAAUAUCAGGUCAACCCAAACCUCCAUUUAGUGUUAAUCCUGUGUAUAUUACAUAUACACAACCAACUGGACCUUCAUGUGCUCCAUCACCAUCUCCACGGGUGAUACCAAACCCAACUACAGUUUUUAAAAUUACUGUCGGCCGAGCAGUGACUGAAAAUCUUUUAAAUUUAGUGGACCAAGAAGAUCAGUCUGCAGCCCCAGAACCUAUUCAACCCAUUUCAGUAGUACCAGGCUCUGGGGGUGAAAAGGGGAGCCAUAAAUAUCAAAGGAGUUCUAGUUCUGGAUCCGAUGACUAUGCCUAUACCCAAGCCUUGCUGUUACAUCAACGAGCAAGGAUGGAGAGGUUAGCAAAGCAGUUGAAACUUGAGAAAGAGGAGCUAGACCGAUUGAAGGCUGAAGUUAAUGGUAUGGAGCAUGACCUGAUGCAGAGACGGCUCAGGAGGGUCAGCUGCACCACUGCAAUUCCAACGCCUGAGGAAAUGACAAGAUUGAGAAGCAUGAACAGACAACUCCAGAUAAAUGUUGACUGUACACUGAAAGAAGUUGACCUCCUUCAAUCUAGAGUGCCAAGGAUUGAACCCAGGACUUCACACAUUCAAGGAAACUUUGACCCAAAAGCCAUGAAUAAUUUUUAUGACAACAUAGAACCUGGCCCAGUUGUGCCACCCAAGCCAUCUAAAAAAGACUCGUCAGACCCCUGCACAGUUGAGAGGAAAGCCCGAAGAAUUAGUGUGACCUCCAAAGUACAGGCAGAUGUCCAUGACACCCAGGCAACUGCUGCAGAUGAGCAGCUAGCCACACUGAGUCUUCGGACACAGCCUCGAGAUGAAGACUACGAAGGUGCUCCAUGGAACUGUGAUAGCUGCACCUUUCUGAACCAUCCAGCACUCAAUCGCUGUGAGCAGUGCGAGAUGCCCCGCUACACUUGAACUCCAAAGAGCCCCUACCAGUUGGAGACUGAAACUUUUGAACACACUAGAAGAAAAGGAAACCUCGGGAAUUGCUUCGUCUGGUUUGUCUGCACAGCCUUUUCAUUUCAGACUAUGGGGUAGGGAGGGGGGGGGAGAAAUGACACUGUAGCGCUUGUGCUCACUCAAGGGAAAACAGGAGUGUUUUUCCCUUAACUCAUUGCAGAGAGAGAAAGAGAAAGGGAUACUUGAAACGAUUCACUCCUGAAAGAAUGUACAUGGUGAAGUGAAAAGCUCUUCUCUGGAAUCCCAGUUGUUAAAUUUACUGCUGAGUGGCCCUUAGUUUUUAAACUAGAACUUUGAUUCAUGGUGUAAAAUGUUACAGUUUAUGCAGGCAAACUGUGAAUUUCCAGAGCUGACUUACUUGGUCACAAAUCUCUGGGAAACCAAGGCUCCCCAGGCUUAUUCCAUUUGCUUCCUCCUGAAGAGAAAGACAGGAAAAAGCUCCAGGAAUGAUUUUCUUUGGGUAGAGUAAGGGUAUUUGUAAUCGCUGCUUAUUUCAGGGGUAAUUUCAAACACACAAGCAAGAUGUUUUAAAAUGUGAUUUUUAGGAGUCAGGAAUAGGGAAGAUUUGCCCUUUGUUUGAAAUACAAUCAGGUGAUUAAUCACUGGUAACUAAGACCCAAUGAUGCCACUGAAUAUUUAUAUUUAAGUUGCUGCAUGCCCUCAUCAGGCUAUUGAAUUUGGAAGAUAAGUUCUUGCAAAGUAUGAUUUUUAUAAAUAAUACUCUUGUUUGAAAAAAAAAUCUGCUUUGCCAAUAGCAGCAUAGUGAAUGAAUGCCAAAAGUAAAUUCAUUCCAAAAUCCGUGUGGAAAUACUGAGUUCUGCUGUGGUUCUAUAAGAAAUGUUUGUAGUCCCUGGGACCUUUUCUUUUUUCUUCUAAUUUCAUGAUGAAUCGAUGAUGUUUACAGCACAGAUAAUACUUGUGCCAUAUCCUAGCUAAAAAUUUUUAACUGUUCAGUGAUGAUUUAUUUGCACAUUUGUUAAUAAACCAGUGUGAGGGAAAUUACAGUUGGCCAAUAUCAUAACGUUGCACACUGCAUUCAUUUGGGAGGCAGAGGAGGCUAGCCAAGAACUAUUAGGAGAGAUGAAUACAAGGGACUUUGAAACUAUGAACUUUUUUAAGUUAACAUCCUGUGUUCAGAGAUAAUAUUGAGUUAGUUCAGAUAGCUGGGGUGAUAUUAAAGCACUCCUUAUUUAUAACAGAAAUUCAGGGUGUGGGUAACUGAAGACAGAAAAUUCUGUGACUCGCUAGGGUGCACCACUGGAAAAUUUUAAUAGCACAUUUAAUUAAGGCUUCUACCAUGAUGGAAUGUCCUUUAUAACUCAUAAUUGGUCUGGGAAUCUUUUCUUUUAGGUGACUAUAAACAGCAAUAAACUCAAUAGGUUCUCCAGUCCUAAAGGAUUUUACCUGAGGUUAUAACCUUAGGAACAUACACUCUCCCAUACCAGGUAUGCCCUCCACCCAUACCUUCAAGCUGACAUUGUGUUCUAAUUCAGCAGUAAUUAUUGGCAAACCUGGAAAAACAAGCUGCACUUAACAUCAUAAUGAAACCAAAGGCAUAACAACUCAUCAUCGUUUUCCAUCAAAAUCAUAAUUUCACCCUCGUUACAUACAACUAUUUCACCCUUGUUACAUAAAACUUUGAAAACAUUUUUCCAUCAUGUGGAAAAUUCCCUAAGAUAAAUCCACUUGUCUCAGAGUAAGUGUGACUGUGCAAUAAUUAUACUGAUAAAACAUCUCUCAUACAACAACUCUGGUAAAACUGAAAAUGGUGAGAAAGGAUGAUAAGAUUAAAAGCAUUGGCAUGAGGACAGUGUUCUUCAAAGGCAUUGUAAAACUGGUGUCUCAAUCUCUUACAACAAUCUGUUGGUCCUGCUGUUCUGUAAUAUGCCAAUGCCUUUGUAUGGUUUCAUAUCUUUAGUGAUGGACAACCCCACUGGGUAUUAAGUAACAAUUUAAGGGAGAACUUAUAUACUGUUUGGUGUUCUAGCUAAAGGUUUACCAGUAUUUUAAUGGUAUGCUGAGGUGGCAGCAAUUAACUUGGCAGUUGUCAGGUUAAGACUGAAAGUAGCAUGUAUGAAAACAGUUUGAAGUUUAUUAAAACCAUGUAGAUGACUUAAACUAUUGCAUGAACAUACCUCCAGGUAACUAAGCUGUAAUACAGUAGAUGCAUGGUUCCAGUCCUUUGGGGAUAUAUCUAGUAAAACAUUGUUUUCACCUGCCAGGAAAAAAUGAGAAACCAGUCUACUUGACUGAUGGGUGUAGAGGGUGGGGUAUGAGACAUCAGAGAUUGAUUUUAAGGACGUUUAGUGUGUGUUCAUUUUUGGUCGUGCACAAGAUUCAUAAGCCCGUAUAGGCUGUACUAGUUCUGAAAUUUUAUUGUGCCCAUGUGUAGACUACUUGUAAUUGAUCAGUUUGAACAUGAAUGCAGUCAACAUUCAAGGUGCCUUUCCAAAAGGAUCUCCUAGGCGGAUUGAUAUGCACAGACAAUUGACAUCAGUGGUAGAAUAUAAAGGAGAUGUUACCUACCUGUUGAGGUCCCUAUGCUCUUUGGAUUAGUUGGUGCACUUAUUGUUUCUAGUAAAACAUUUCUUAUAGACCUGACUGUGUAUUUUACAUUAUUUCACUGUUUUGUAAACUGGGUUUUUUGAAAGCACAUUUGCCAUUUUGUUAAAAUGCAAUACCCCUUAAUUUUGGGAGUUGGUCUUAAUAGUUUAAAGUGGUUAUAAAGGAGCCAGAAACUUUUUAAGUAUUGUAAAAUGUUUUGAAUUGCUAAUGACCUUGUUUGGUAGAACUUAGAGACAGUGGUUUGAAAGAAAAGCAUUGUAAAAAAGUUGUUUUAGAGCAGAUCAAUGAUGGGUGGAGAAAGUGCUGUUUAAUUUGUUUUUUUUCCCUGGAAGAAAUGGGAAGAGUGGUGAGUGAUAAGCAGUUUAAUAAUUUUUAAGGAGCUGGUCUCAGUUUAAGUACUUUUUAAUUAUGAAAAGAAAUCAAUGUUUCCUUAAAUUUUGUCAUUGCUUUGUCACAGGGUUAUCUAGGGUUCCUAUCCAACUUUUGUGGCAACUCAAUUUUAUAUAGUAUUUUAAAAGGUAAUUGUAAUGUCUUGACAGUAUAAACAAAAAGAACCUAAGGCAUAGAAAAUUGUCCUUUAAAAAUACCAAUGAUGUAUCCUGGAAUGUGAAAACGUCCCUUUGUAGUUAAAAUUGAUUUAUUUUUAAUAUUGUAAUCCUUGUUCAGACUGAAUGAGUUCAUGUUAUAGUAUGUCUGUAUAUCUGUAAAGAAACAGCAGUUGAAAUGUUACUUUAUAAAAUCAGAAUAACUCAGGCACUGUGUGUUGCACCACUACUGUAUCUUUUCAAAAGAAUUAACAGUAUUUUAUUAUAAAAGUUAAUUCUGAUGAUGUUUUCACGUUCACCAGACAUGCAUUGUUUUCUGUAUUAUUUGCAUCCCCCAAAUAUUUAAUACAAGUAGAUUUUGCAUGGCUUGGGCACUCAGAGAUUAAUAGAAUGACGACUCAAUUUUAAUGUCUAAAGCCAUGAAAAGUUGCUUUGAGACUGAACAAUUCUGAACUCUUAUUUAUGACACCCAAUAUUCAUGUUUCCCUACUGUAAAAGAAUUGAUCAGUUUCUUCAUUAAAACAGCAAAAACUUAUUAAAUCUUGUAAAUACCAUGUCUCUUAGAUUUCUGUGUAUGCUGUGAAUCAAAUUAUUUGAGAUGAAAUUGUACAAAGGCAUAUAGAAGGCUGUGCAUGCAUCGUACCUCCAAACAGUACAUAUUCGGAAAUUCAAAGAUUUCUGCAAAAUAAAUAAACUAAA
Sorex fumeus (smoky shrew) is the source of this 6559-nucleotide messenger RNA. It is a transcript of the gene TAB3, whose product is annotated as TGF-beta activated kinase 1 (MAP3K7) binding protein 3. Bases 528 to 2705 code for a protein of 725 amino acids. The transcript has 12 exons. NCBI's taxonomy places the organism in Eukaryota, Metazoa, Chordata, Mammalia, Eulipotyphla, Soricidae. The record is from RefSeq and is a predicted model, not a curated record. Gene Ontology annotation, molecular function: ubiquitin binding. Gene Ontology annotation, cellular component: extracellular exosome.